CUAUAACACCGCUCCGCUCGCUCUAUCGUCCGCAGUUUCCGGUGACGUGUUUCCGGCGUUUCUAGUGCUGAGCUCAGCUCUGUAGGAAGAUGGUUCUGCUUGAGAGUGAACAGUUUUUGACAGAGCUCACACGUCUGUUCCAGAAAUGCCGAACAACUGGAAGUGUCUUUAUUACGUUAAAGAAAUACGAUGGCCGAACAAAGCCGCUUCCUGCUAAAGGCCAUUCCGAAAGCUUCGAACCAGCGGACAACAAGUGUCUAUUGAGAGCCACAGAUGGAAAACGAAAGAUCAGCACUGUGGUCAGUUCCAAAGAUGUAAACAAGUUUCAGAUGGCUUAUUCCAACCUACUCCGUGCAAAUAUGGACGGACUGAAAAAGAAGGAUAAGAAAAGUAAAACAAAGAAAAGCAGCGCCAACCAGUGAUGGCCUUUUGGACUCUUAUUUGAUCUAGAGGAGAGCAGUGAGGACGAGCGCAGCCUAUAGAAGACUAUAAGGCCAGUAACACAUGGGGCCAUACACAUGCUUCACUCUGCUGCCACCGCCUCUUAUAUUUUAGGAGUACUUUUUGUUUUAUUUUAUUUUUUAUUUUUUUUUGUUAUCGGAAGAUAUAUUCUUUAAGUUUACUGUACAGGUUGUCUGGUUCGGACAAACACUUCCAUUAAAAUGAUACUGUAAAAUAUA
Messenger RNA from Hyla sarda, 680 nucleotides. RefSeq names its product signal recognition particle 14 (gene SRP14). The transcript has 5 exons. Gene Ontology annotation, cellular component: signal recognition particle, endoplasmic reticulum targeting. Gene Ontology annotation, molecular function: endoplasmic reticulum signal sequence receptor activity; 7S RNA binding. Gene Ontology annotation, biological process: SRP-dependent cotranslational protein targeting to membrane. Bases 90 to 422 code for a protein of 110 amino acids. The record is from RefSeq and is a predicted model, not a curated record. Lineage: Eukaryota; Metazoa; Chordata; Amphibia; Anura; Hylidae.